GCGCGCGGCACCAGUACCAUUCGUCCUCCGCCAGCACGAGAGCGAGGCGCGUCUUCGCCGUGAUUGGGCGGGGGGCGGUGAUUCCUUCUGGCAGGAUUCUGGUAGAUCCCACCGGAGGAAACCCGGGUCCAGCUUUGACCGUCACAGCAGACGCGGUUGUUGCUCCUCCCGCGAGUUAGGAGAGAAUAAAAAGCAAGAAAGGAAAGGCUUCGGUGCAAAGGAAGCCACCGACCACCUUUAUUUUUUGUGCAUGUGUGUGUGUUGGGGGGCUGCGGUAAAAGUCGGUAACCAUGCCGGUGUUUCACACCAAGACCAUCGAGAGUAUCCUGGAGCCGGUGGCCCAGCAGAUCUCUCACCUGGUCAUCAUGCACGAAGAGGGCGAGGUGGACGGGAAAGCCAUCCCGGACCUGUCCGUGCCGGUGCAGGCGGUGCAGGCUGCAGUCAGCAACCUCGUGCGGGUUGGGAAGGAAACGGUUCAAACUACAGAAGACCAGGUGCUAAAGAGAGACAUGCCGCCUGCAUUCAUCAAGGUGGAGAACUCAUCUUCUAAACUGGUCCAAGCGGCUCAGAUGCUGAAGACUGACCCCUACUCAGUUCCUGCUCGGGAUUACCUCAUCGACGGAUCGAGAGGGAUUUUGUCGGGCACGUCUGACCUGCUGCUUACGUUCGACGAGGCCGAGGUGCGUAAAAUAAUCCGCGUCUGCAAAGGAAUCCUGGAGUAUCUGACAGUUUCUGAAGUGGUGGAGACCAUGGAGGACCUCGUCACAUACACCAAAAACCUGGGACCAGGGAUGACAAAGAUGUCGAAGAUGAUCGAGGAGAGACAGCAGGAGCUGACGCACCAGGAGCACAGACAGAUGCUCAUCAACUCCUUGACCACGGUCAAAGAGCUGCUGCCUGUCCUGAUAUCAGCGAUAAAGAUUUUCGUGGCAACCAAGAGCGGGCGCGGCGCCGGGAUGGAGGAGGCCGAGAGGAACCGACGCUUCACCUUCGAGAAGAUGAGCUGCGAGAUCACCGAGAUCAUCAGAGUCUUACAGCUCACCACGUGGGACGAAGACGCCUGGGCCAACAAGGAUAUGGAAGCGCUGAAGAGAUCUUUGGCUUUGAUCGAAUCAAAGAUGAUCCAAUCAAAAAGUUGGCUGAAAGACCCCUACGGACAACCAGGAGAACCCGGUGAGGUGGCAUUGCGUGUGAUUCUGGACGAAGCGGGAAAGGUGGGAGAGCUGUGUGCCGGGAAGGAGAGGAAAGAUAUCCUGGCGACACAUAAAGCUCUGGGACAAAUGACGGACCAGAUUGCGGAUCUCCGAGUCCGAGGCCAGGGUCCGAGCCAGGCUUGUGUCCAGCGUGCGAGCCAGUGCUCUCAGGGCUUGGACUUGUUAUUUGCAAAAGUGGAUAAAGCCGCUCGCAGACUGGAGGCUCUUAUCAACGCCAAGCAAGCCAUCGCCAGGAGGCUGGAUGCCGCACAGGCCUGGUUGGCCGACCCCAACGGCGGUCCGGAGGGUGAGGACAACGUCAGGGCGUUACUGGCGGAGGCCAAACGCAUUGCCGACCUGUGCGAGGACCCCAAAGACCGGGACGACAUCCUGCGCUCCAUCAGUGAGAUCGCGGGCCUCACCGCCAGAUUGGUGGAGCUUCGAAAACAAGGUAAAGGUGACAGUCCAGAAGCGCGCGCCUUGGCAAAGCAAAUCGGGGCGGCCCUGCUGACCCUGCAGGCCAAAACCAACCGAGCCGUUGCCAACAUGAGGCCCGCCAAGCCUGCAGUCACCUUGGAGGGCAAAAUGGAACAAGCGCUGCGCUGGGUCGCCAACCCUGGAGUGGAUGACAGAGGCGUAGGUCAGGCGGCUAUCAGAGGGAUGGUUGGAGAAGGGAGGAGGCUGGCAGGAGGCCUCCUGGGGCCGUACCGCCAGGACAUGAUGGGACGCUGCGACCGAGCGGAGGCUCUCAUGACAUCCUUGGCAGACGUGGCUGGCAGGGGCGAAGCCGAGGCCCCCCACGCUCGAGCGACUGCCGCGCAGCUCCAUGACAGCCUCAAGGAACUGAGGCAGAAAAUGCAGGAGGUGAUGACCCAGGAAGUAUCUGAUGUCUUCAGUGACACCACAACCCCAAUCAAAUUGCUGGCUGUAGCUGCGACCGCUCCCCCAGAUGCCCCUAACAGGGAAGAGGUUUUUGAGGAGCGCGCUGGGAACUUUGAGGCCCACGCGGGUCGUCUGGGGGCAACAGCUGAGAAGGCGGCUGCUGUGGGAACAGCCAAUAAGACCACGGUCGAGGGGAUUCACGCUGCAGUCAAACAUGCUCGUGAACUGACGCCACAGGUAACUUCUGCUGCUCGCAUCUUGUUGAAGAAUCCAGGGAACAAGGCAGCGUAUGAGCAUUUUGACACCAUGAAGAACCAGUGGAUCGACAACGUAGAGAAACUCACGGGUCUGGUAGAUGAGGCAAUAGACACAAAGUCACUGCUCGACGCCUCCGAGGAAGCCAUCAAGAAAGACAUCGACAAGUGCCAAGUUGCCAUGGCGAAUGUUCAGCCCCAAAUGCUUGUUGCCGGGGCGACAAGCAUCGCGCGGCGAGCCAAUCGGGUUCUGCUGGUGGCCAAGAGGGAAGUGGAGAACUCGGAAGAUCCGAGCUUCAGGGACUCGGUAAAACACGCGUCAGACGUCCUGUCGCACACCAUCUCCCCCAUGGUCAUGGACGCCAAAGCGGUGGCAGGCAACAUGCAAGAUAAAGGGCUGCAGAAGGCCUAUUUGGACUCCUGUCUAAGGAUCCUGGGCGCUGUUGGAAAAGUCAGAGAGGCCUUCCAGCCUCAGGAGAUAGACUUCCCCCCUCCACCACCUGACCUCGAUAAGCUCCAAGUUCCGCUGAGCGAUGAGCAGGCUCCACCCAAGCCGCCGCUGCCAGAGGGCGAGGUGCCGCCCCCUCGUCCUCCUCCUCCCGAGGAAAAGGAUGAAGAGUUCCCGGAGCAGAAGGCUGGAGAGGUCGUCAGCGAGCCAAUGAUGGUGGCCGCCAAACAGCUGCACGACGAGGCCCGCAAGUGGUCCAGCAAGGAGGCAGUAGAGGUAGAUGAUGAAGAUGAGUUUACUGAUGGUGAGGAUGACUAUGAGCCAGAGCUGCUGCUGAUGCCCUCCAACCAGCCUGUCAAUCAACCCAUGCUGGCGGCUGCCCAGGCUCUGCACCAGGAGGCGCGCAAGUGGUCCAGCAAGGGCAACGACAUCAUCGCGGCCGCCAAGCGCAUGGCUCUCCUGAUGGCCGAGAUGUCCCGGCUGGUGCGCGGCGGCAGCGGCAACAAGCGAGCGCUGAUCCAGUGCGCCAAGGACAUCGCCAAAGCGUCGGAUGAGGUGACGAGACUCGCCAAGGAAGUGGCCAAGCAGUGCACGGACAGACGCAUCAGGACCAACCUGCUGCAGGUGUGUGAGCGGAUCCCUACCAUCAGUACUCAGUUGAAGAUUUUAUCCACGGUGAAAGCAACCAUGCUGGGUAGAACAAACAUUAGCGAAGAGGAGUCCGAGCAGGCCACAGAGAUGCUGGUCCACAACGCCCAGAACCUGAUGCAGUCUGUGAAGGAGACAGUCAGGGAAGCUGAGGCGGCCUCCAUCAAGAUCCGCACGGACGCGGGAUUCACUUUGCGCUGGGUGCGCAAGACUCCCUGGUACCAGUGAACGCAGCAGUGACUUUGUGAACAGAAUACGUAUAAAAGAGUGGAAAAAAAAAAAAGAAGUAGCAACAUCGACAUACUGCAGAUGAUUCUCCAUCAUCCACUGUAGAUUUGCGUCAUUUAAAGCUUCUUUUGUCCCUUAUUAAAAUGGACACAAAGGAAGCCUUUUUAUUAAUAUAUAUUUUUGGUAUGUUGAUUGCAGGUAGCUAUAUAUUUUUUGCAUGAAGAUGUUUUCUAGUUUCUAAAAGGCGACUCGAAACAUUGUGAUAGGACUUUUGUGUUUCAAAGAGCGUUAUUUCUUAACAAUGAAGUAUUUUGUGUGUGAAUGAGUGUACAUCGAUCUCAGAUAUUCAGGACAAAGCCCCCCCCCCCCCCACACACACACACACAUGUUUACUUUGACAUUUAACGCUGCUCUUAACUAAUUGAAGAUCUGCGUGUCAGUUUCAAGGUUUGGUGGCGCUUAUCGCUUGAACGAUGUAGUCUUUUGGAUUUUAAAUGCUUGGCAAUGAAGUGUGUAAUUCCAUAAAUGAGUGACUGCUGAUAAAAUGGCACAUUUCACCAAAUUGAAGUAUUUGCAUAGUGUUGGUUUUGAGUGUGUGCGUGUGUGUGUGGUGUGUGUGUGUGUGUGUUGUGCACGUGCGCAUGAGUGACAAUAUGGAGGAACACAUGAUUAAUGAUCGGGAUAGGUAUAAUAAAUAAAAAUUAGAUUUUUAUUAAAUUUAAGCAAUUUUAUUUUCUUUAUUGCUAAUGAGUUCUUUUCUUUUGGGCAAAAAUGGUGUGUUAUACUUGUUGGUUCAGUCUCAUCUAGUUUUCUGUCUUAAGAUAACCAACAGCACUCUUGCCCAAAGUCAGCUGGGAUAGUCUCCAGGACUCCCGCAACCCUUGUGAGGAUCAGCAGCUUGGAAAAUGGAUGGAUGGAUUUUGGCUAUAGGAAGCCUAGCCACGCAAUGUACAGAAUGUACUCCUCCAAAAAACUGAGCUCAAUACAACAUUGGCAUGGAAACAGGAACUACAUGUAUCGUAUUCUGAUAAUUGAAGUGUUUGAAAUUCAAAUUUCCCUCACAGUUAGUCAAGGAAAUAUAUAGUCAAAUAUCCAACCCUAUUGAAAUGUGAAGGUUUUAUGCCUGCUGAUUUUUUUUUAAAUAUUAUUUUGAAGCAAAAUGCUGCAUUUGGCAUUGCAUUACAAAUUAAAGCUAUACUAUAUAAUAAUUCAAAAGCCCAUCACCACACACCUUUUUUUUUACCGAAUUUCGUAUCUUUUCUACCAACGUGUAACUUUUGUUUUCAUGUACUAUUUCCAUAACAGUUGAAUUGUUUUGGGGUCAUGUAUUUGGAGUUGUGGGGUCACAAUUACACAAAAUUACACGCAACCAAUGCCGCACUCCAUGGAUUUUAAGAUCUUGUUUUGCUUUUAUUAUAAAGUAUUUUGUAUGAUUGCUGGGCAAAUGUAACUGUUAAAUGGAGCAUCAUUUUGUGUGUGUGUCAAUGUAAAGAUGCACGCUAUUAAAGGGAAAGAAUGUAACGAGCAUGUACCAUCCGCUUUCUCAGAGCGACAGGGAGUACAAACGAUUAGUAUAUAUGUACUCGCGUGAUGUAUCUCAUGCACCCGGAUUGUAUCCUGAGAGUUGAUGGCCACUCAAACAUGUGCUCUGUUUGUGCCUUGGAAAAAUAAAAAGACUGAUUCUGAAUGACAA
Messenger RNA from Syngnathoides biaculeatus (alligator pipefish), 5346 nucleotides. Its product is annotated as vinculin-like. The coding region runs from base 291 to 3653 and encodes 1120 amino acids. The record is from RefSeq and is a predicted model, not a curated record. The transcript is spliced from 22 exons. NCBI's taxonomy places the organism in Eukaryota, Metazoa, Chordata, Actinopteri, Syngnathiformes, Syngnathidae. Gene Ontology annotation, molecular function: actin filament binding; structural molecule activity. Gene Ontology annotation, biological process: cell adhesion. Gene Ontology annotation, cellular component: actin cytoskeleton.